This is a messenger RNA of Camellia sinensis, 995 nucleotides long. RefSeq lists its product as uncharacterized. NCBI's taxonomy places the organism in Eukaryota, Viridiplantae, Streptophyta, Magnoliopsida, Ericales, Theaceae. The record is from RefSeq and is a predicted model, not a curated record.
GUCUGUAUGAUAUAUAUGGUAACUUUUAUGAGAAUAAAGGUCAUAACCACCUCCUUCAUCCUUUCUUCCUCCUCCUCUUCCUCUUCUUCUUCUUCUUCUUCUUCUUCUUCCUCUUCCACUUGAUAUAUAUACCAUAUCAAUGGGUGAAGGCAAAAAGCAAAUGCCUAAAAGUCCAUGCUCUCUAUAUGCUGGUGAUGCGAAACAUGAAGAUCACUGGACAAUCAUGGAUGGUGAAGAUGAUGACACCUACACUACUACUACAUCAUCUACAUCCUCCUUUGAAGAUCCAACGGUUUCAAAUGGAUCAUCAUCAUCAGACAUGGCAGAUGAUGUAUCUUCAUCAUCUACUUCAAAUUUAUCAUCCUCCUCGUGCUCCACCGAACCUUUAUAUGAUUUAUCAGAGCUCAUGGCCCAGCUACCCAUCAAGAGGGGACUUUCUAAGUUUUAUAAGGGUAAGUCUCAAUCUUAUGCAUCUCUGUCAAUGGUGACAAGCAUAGAAGAUCUCCCAAAGAAAGAAACCCCUUUCAGAAGGAAAUUAAUGAAGGCAUCCAAGAGCUAUGGGGGUGGCUUAGACAGCUACAAAUCAUACACUCUUCCCAAGCCCAUUAUAUCAAAGAAAGCUUCGAGGGGCUCAUCAUCAUCACUAUCCUUAUUAUCAUUUCCAACUAGAAGAGGUAGUUUUGUCAGUAGUUGCAGUUCCCCUCUGAAUCCUGUACAGGAGAACUGGGGAUGUUAGGUCACUUGCCUAUAUAUUAUAUGCUGCAUGACUUUGGUGAAAAACAAAAUCUUUGUGUAAAAUAGUUGAGAGAAUAUUUUUUUUAAGAAGGAAGUCAAUCAUCUUUAAUCCCAUGAUUCUCUCCAUUCCAAGAUAGUCUCCAUAGUUUGUGUAUAGCUGUUAUUGUCAAUUUGUGAAUAUGUUUUCCACUUGUAAUUAACUGAUUGUAAUAUUUUGUAUACAGCCUAAUAUACAACCUACUGAGUUUGAGUUUUCAUUA